Zygotorulaspora mrakii is the source of this 2385-nucleotide messenger RNA. It is a transcript of the gene YRM1, whose product is annotated as Yrm1p. The transcript has a single exon. The coding region runs from base 1 to 2385 and encodes 794 amino acids. Gene Ontology annotation, molecular function: DNA-binding transcription factor activity, RNA polymerase II-specific; zinc ion binding. Gene Ontology annotation, biological process: regulation of DNA-templated transcription. The record is from RefSeq and is a predicted model, not a curated record. Lineage: Eukaryota; Fungi; Ascomycota; Saccharomycetes; Saccharomycetales; Saccharomycetaceae.
AUGAAUUUAAGUUAUGAUUUCAACCCCUCGGUGACCGGUGAAACUAUACCUGAAAGUGUCCAUGAAAUAGAGACGACGCCCAUCAAUGUCCAAAAGGAAAAACGAAAUGAAAAAGGAAAUCAGGAAAAUCAAAGCUCUUUUAGCUUUCAAACAACUGUCAAAGAAUCAAUACCACCAAAAAGAAGACGUCGUAAACCUGUCAAAUCUUGCGCUUUUUGCCGUCAACGAAAGCUGCGAUGUGAUCAAAGAAAACCAAUUUGUACGACAUGCUUCAAAAGGGGAAGAAAGGAAUGUAUAUAUAAAAAUAAUGUGGUUGAGCAUCCUUCAAGCGAUUCAUCCUCAGGGAAUGAAAUCUUGAAAAGAAAAAUCAGUGUCCUAGAGCAAAGAUUAGGUAUUACCGAGAAGGAUGAAGAUGGUAUCGAACCUAAAUCAAAGAAUGUACUGCGAGAACUCAAUUUUUCUCAGAUCAAAGAAAAUGGGAGGAGAACAAUGUUUGGUCCAACAGCUGUUCGAGUUUUCUUCUUAAGCGAACGUUGGGGCUUAACAAAAAAAUACUCUCAACUUUGGGCAAAAGUUAAAACGGAAAGAAAGAGAAUAAAAAGUGAUACUGGAUACAGCAUGCUCCAUGAAAAUAUGCUUAUAGAAGAACCAUAUCGUGAACUACCGCCUUCAACAGAAGCAUACACCUUAUUGAGCGAAGUUCAAAGCUCUCUACCGUCUUAUGAAGCUAUCUUACGAGCAAUUGAGUCUUUUUUUGGAGACGACGAACUCUUCAUCAUAAAUCCAGCAUUUGAUCGACUCAAAGUGCUGAACGAUUUUCAAGAGUCAUUUGUACCAGGUAGAAUCUCCUCUGCUACAUUUGAGAGACCUAUAUGCAAAUUAGUUGGCUCAAGUAAGAAAAAUUACUAUAAGAUAGCUGUAAUACUCGGAAUUAUCAUGUAUACAUCACGUCAAUAUGAAACGGCAAUUUCAUACGAAAAUUUUUUUGUCAUGUUGAAUGGAUUGAGUACUGGAAAGACCAAUUACGUUGAACGAGUUCAAACAACUUUUUUAAGAUAUUCAUUUAGAGUCAAAUGGGGGCUUACUGGCGGUGAUUCCCCCCAUACAAUAAUGCUUGUAAACUCUAUGGUCAACGAGGCAACAUUGUUGGGUCUAAAUACAAAUAUAAAUCAAACUUUUGAGGGGCAUGAAACAUUAUAUGGCAACUUGACCUCAUUGAGAAAAUUAUGGCUGUGGAUCAUGUUCUGUGAUUUCGACUCCGCUCUUCAAAUGGGAUCGUUAUUGAAAGUUCCUGAUGACCUAGUUUUCGAUGAGACAGUUUUUGCGAUUGAAAAUGACGUUCCAAAAUCGCUAUAUAAAUUAAUGGGAUCAUUUUUGAAAAUAGCCAGACCAAUGCUGCUGUCGGUUUACAGCAAAAAAGUUACACCGGAUUUGGAACAGUAUUGUGAUGAUAUUAUCAGUUUCAUUGAACAGGAUUUCCCACCAAUAGAGCAUUAUACAAAUGAAAAAUUAAUUUCCAAGACAAAUUUGAGCAGUGUAAUGAUACUAAGCGCUUCAAUAUCUUUGUUACUGGCAUUCUAUGGUCUCAGGUUCCUUGCUUUGAAGGAGAAGACAUACUACAUGAAAAAUGCCCUUGGUACAACGACGAUAAUGGCAUUUUAUUUGAGCAUUAAUGUGAUUAUAGAAAAUUAUAACAGAGACAAAAAAGCUUUUCCAGAAUCCUUAGAGAAUGAUGUCAAAUACUUGAGCCCAUAUAUGUGCCUAGCAGUUUCUUUCCUGCAUCGACUCAUCAUACGGGCUUUAUCCAUUUUCUACACUAUAUUUUACUACAAACUGACAUUAUUUGAAAAUGGAUUACUAGUGCUAGGUGCCGAGCCUCGAGAUACACCAAUUGAUAUGACCUCGUUUAGAGUACCGUCUUUUGAAAAGCUAUCGUUUAUGUCAGUGUUCGAUGAAUUUUCAAUAGUAUUCGAUCGAUUAGCGCGCAGCAGUGACAAGGUAUUCAAUUCACUUGUUCGUCGAUCGAAUAUUCUCAUCACAACAUUUGCAUUAGAAAAGCUAUGUCAUAAGGUUAUGGAUAAGGUGUUAGAAAGCAGAAAAAUAGCCGAAGAAACUUGGAUGGUGCAAUAUCAGAAUGAUAUAGGCACGCUGGCUGCUAAUACCGCAAGUCCACCUACUGCGAACAACACUACGAACAUAAUAUCAGGCACUGCCUCGCCCAAGGGUGAUAACCCCGAUGGAGUUCCGAGCAUAGCAGCAGGGGUCGAAAAUAUGGCCGACAGUAUUGAAGACGACUUCUGGAUAAGUUAUAACGUCAACUGGGAUGAAUUUUUAAACAGCGUGGAUGAUGUGGAAUUUUACCAUGAACUUAUGAAAAGGGAUUGA